GUUUAAGAAAAGAUAUCUGGUGUGAAGUCAAAACACGUUUCAAGAUUCCAAACCUUGUUGAAUUUUUUGGUGCUACAGAAGGAGUAAAAUCAACAUUCAAUGUAUCUGAUCAGCCUGGUGCCGUUGGAAGACUUUCUCCACUAUUGGUCAUUGAUAGGAAAUCUGUUAUUGAGUCUAAUUGUGCACAAUUAAUUAUUUAAAUAAACUCCCCCCCCCCCCAUAUCAAAAUUUGACUUUAUUUAAAAACAAUGAAUGUUUAAUAUAAUUAUUCAUAUUGGAAGACUUUCUCCACUAUUGGUCAUUGAUAGGAAAUCUGUUAUUGAGUCUAAUUGUGCACACUUAAUUAUUUAAAUAAACUCCCCCCCCCCCAUAUCAAAAUUUGACUUUAUUUAAAAACAAUGAAUGUUUAAUAUAAUUAUUCAUAUUGCUUCAGAGCAUGACAGAUCUUGUGCCAGCAGCACUUGUCAAGUUUGACUUUGCCACAGCCACUCCCAU
Molecule: messenger RNA, 495 nt
Organism: Lymnaea stagnalis (great pond snail)
Lineage: Eukaryota; Metazoa; Mollusca; Gastropoda; Lymnaeidae
Source: the annotation of a GenBank genome assembly